CUCAUCUGAGAUGAGAUAAUCCCUUUCCUCUCCUCUCCGUGGGGGUGCUGUGUCCACCUUCGGCCGCCGCCAUGGACAGGAAUGGUGUUAGCCACUAAAAAAAACUAAAUAAAUAAAAGGGCCUCCGCUGGGAACACACAAAGGCCAAGGCGGAGGUGGGGAGGUGCCUGUAGAGCGAUUGGAUUCGUAUAUAAAGAAAAGGUACUCGUAUAUACUAUAUAUGUUGAGUCGAUUUUGACGAGAAGGGAGCCCCUUCCCGAGAGAUUAGGUCUGGUCUGAGGAGAAAAUACGCUCCGCUCCGAUCCGAUAUACUGUCAGCGAAGUAGUUGUCGAUGGCUGCGCUUCGCUAUGCGGCGCGGAAGAUCUGCGGUCGCGCACUACAGCGACCGCGGGUUGUAUAUCCGGCGGUCACAUCGCCGGCUUUGGAGGCGGAGCGGAGGCUGUUGCCCAUGCUUAUCCGUGGCGAGAUGCCUCACAUCUCAUAUACCCGCCACUUCAGUUCCUCCGCUACUCCUCAACCACCCCUUGCCAACAAUAAUAAAUCGAUUUCUGGACAUCGUUUGCCUUGCCCAAAUCCUGCCGCAGAUGCCAAGGUUCAUAACAACAUAGAUCCUGCAAGUCUUGAGACGCUAGUGCAGGAGAAGAAAGACGAGCUGUUCCGUCUGCUACUUCAGAUGGAUCUUCACAAUGGCUCGUGUGAAAAAAGUGCCGAGGAGAACAAAGCCAUACUGAGGCUGCUUCGGCAAUUCCGUGCUGAGACGCGAGAUAAUGGUACCUUGUCCGGUGCUGAUACGAAAAACUUGGCCAAUCGAUACGUCCUACCUGUGUCCAUUAUUUUGAGUGGUAUCAUCAUCGUCGCUCAGGGCCAUUUUAUAUCUCACCUCUGAAAUGGGGGCCCUGCUCGUUCGAAGAAUAAGUUAUCUAACGGUGUGGAUCCCCAUGGUGCGGAGGCUAAAUAUCACCAUGUUAUCUUUUCCUCUUUUUUUUUUUUCAUAUUUUAAGAAAACGAUACCGAUGUGUUCUCUAGUGCUAAUGGUUAGCGAGUUCGCUUGCUGUCAUAACCAAUUCUCUUGUUCGUCUAUGUUCGAAUUGUCAAUGUCUUCUUUCUCUGAAACUAGCGAAGUGCAUGUGCCUUUGCAACAAAUCUAAAUAAAUUGUUAAACAAA
This is a messenger RNA of Oryza sativa Japonica Group (Japanese rice), 1166 nucleotides long. RefSeq lists its product as uncharacterized. NCBI's taxonomy places the organism in Eukaryota, Viridiplantae, Streptophyta, Magnoliopsida, Poales, Poaceae. The record is from RefSeq and is a predicted model, not a curated record.